Neopelma chrysocephalum (saffron-crested tyrant-manakin) is the source of this 2660-nucleotide messenger RNA. RefSeq names its product antigen WC1.1-like. The annotation marks the transcript as partial. NCBI's taxonomy places the organism in Eukaryota, Metazoa, Chordata, Aves, Passeriformes, Pipridae. Gene Ontology annotation, cellular component: membrane. The transcript has 7 exons. The record is from RefSeq and is a predicted model, not a curated record.
CUGUGUGGGGGUGAGUGGCGGGGUGGUGGGAGCGGGGACCCGCCGGUGCCGGGCCCGGCUCAGGACCCUCCGUGCCGCAGGGUCCGGGCAGCUGCGGCUGGUGGGGGGCGGCGGGCGCUGUGCCGGACGCGUGGAGGUGAAUCACGACGGUGAGUGGGGCUCCGUCUGCGUCUUCGACUUCGACUGGGAAGCCCGCUGGGCCACCGUGGUGUGCCGGCAGCUGGGCUGUGGCCGUGCGGCCUCGGCGUCCCCGUACGCCCCGUUCGGGCAGGGCAGCGGCCGGAUCUGGCUCCAGCCCUUCUUCUGCCGCGGCGCCGAGGAGGUGCUGGAGGAGUGUCCGAACUUCGGAUGGGGCCAGCACUACUGCGGCCACGAGCGGGAUGCGGGGGUGAUCUGCACAGAGGCUGUGGAGCUGAGGCUGGUGGGCGGCGGCGGUCCCUGCGCCGGGAGGGUGGAGGUGAAGCUGCGGGGACACUGGGGCUCAGUGGGAGAUGACAACUGGGACAUGGAGGAUGCCGAGGUGGUGUGCCAGCAGCUGGGCUGUGGCUCGGCUGCCGGCGCCUAUGCUGCCCGCGACCGCUUUGGCACUGGGUCUGGACCCAUCAACUUGGCCGUGGUGGACUGCAAGGGGGACGAGGCCACGCUCUGGGACUGCGAGAUCCGUGGCUGGGGACCCUACAGCGGUAUCCAUGACUGUGACGCUGCCGUCAUCUGCCAAGGGUUUUCCCGGCUGGUCGGGGGCGAUGGAACCUGUGCCGGGCAGUUGAAGGUGCGGCAGCACCAGGCCUGGGUUGGCGUCUGUGCAGAGCACGUGGACAUGAAGGUGGCCCAGGUGGUGUGCCGGGAGCUGGGCUGCGGCGCGGCGCUGGCCAUCCCCAGCAGCGGCCGGUUUGGGGCAGGAAUGGGGCCGGUGUGGGAGGGGGGGUUCAACUGCACCGGCACCGAGCCCCUCCUCAGCGCCUGCGCCCGGCGGGUGCCCCACAGCCAGGGCUGCGCUGGCCACGCCACCAUCAUCUGCUCCUCCUACACGGGCUUCCGGCUGGGGAACAGCAGCUCGGGCUGUGCCGGGCGGGUGGAGGUGGCAGUGAGGGGCACGUGGGGGUCCGUCUGCGCCACCGCCUGGGACCUGCCCGAUGCCGACGUCCUGUGCCGCCACCUGGGCUGUGGCCACGCCGUCACCGUGCUCCCGGGAGGCUCCUUCGGCAGUGGGGACGGGCCGCUGAGGCCGGACGCCUUCGGCUGCAGCGGGAGCGAGCGGCACCCGGGCGAGUGCCCCGUGGUGGUGCUGGGGGAGCCCCCCUGCACCCCGGGGAACACCGCCGCCGUCAAGUGCUCAGGCACCAUCAAUUCCGUGCGGCUGGUGGAGGGUGAGAGCCGGUGUGACGGGCGGCUGGAGGAGGCCAUAACCAGCCCAGCCUGGCACCGUGUGCCUGUGGAGCAGUGGAAGAGAUGGGAUGUCUACAUGGUGUGUGCUGUGCUGGGUUGUGGCCUGCCAAAGGAGAUCUACACAGCCUUGGGUAUGGCACCCACUGCACUGACCAGCAGCUCCGGGGAGGUGGAUGUUGUGAUGGAGGAGAUGGAUGUCGUGUUGAGGGAGGUGGACGACAUGAUGAAGGAGAUGGACGACAUGAUGGAGGAGAUGGACGUCGUGACGGAGGAGAUGGAUGUCGUGACGGAGGAGAUGGACAUCGUGACAGCGGAGAUGUACGACACCUCAGGGAUGGGCCCCGAGCUGACCAGGAGCCUCGAGGAGAUGGAGGACGUGCCAGAGGAGAUCUCUGAUGGCUUAUGGAUGGGCCCCGCACCAACCAGCGACCCUGAGGAGAUGGUCAUAGUCUGCUCAGGUGCGUGUCCCGAGAAGGGCCGGAGUGCUGGUGCCCCGAGCAGCCCCCAGCCCGGUCCUUCCGUGCCCGCAGGCAGCCGGCGGGUGAGGCUGGCGGGUAGUGCCGGGCGCUGCGCCGGGCGCGUGGAGGUCUAUGCCGGUGGCACCUGGAGCAGCGUGUGCCAGGAGCGCUGGGACCUGCAGGCCGCCGCCGUUGUGUGCCGGGAGCUGGGCUGUGGCGCGGCACUGGAGGCACCCGGCUCGGCGCGCUUCGGCCCCGGCGCGGGGACCCCGUGGCCGUACGUCGUUGAGUGCGCCGGGAGCGAGGAGUCUCUCUGGGAAUGCCCACGCUCGGAACGGCGCGAGUGCGAGCGCGGGGCCGGGGCCGUCUGCUCAGAGCAGCUCUCCCUGCGGCUGGCGGGCGGGCGCGGGCGCUGCAGCGGGUACCUGGAGCUGCUCCACAACGGCACCUGGGGCCGCGUGUGCGCCACCGGCACCAGCCCCGGCACCGCCGCCGCCGUCUGCCGGCAGCUGGGCUGUGGGGACGGGGGGCAGCUGGCACCCGCCCCCGCCCAGCAGCCGGCCCCCGCCUGGCUGGCCUGGGUGGGCUGCGAGGAGGGGGCCCGCUCGCUCUGGGGGUGCCCCUCGGCACCCUGGCACCUGCAGGCCUGCGGCCCCGGAGGGGACGCCUACGUGUCUUGUGUGGAGGACAGUGACAACCCCAGCGAGACAGCCACCACCCCGUGCCCGGACGGGGCCACCUGCACAGCCGUCCCCAGCAGCAGCGGCCCUGCGGUGGCCGGGGGGACUGUGCCGGUGCCAAGCGGGCAGGUGGCCG